UUCAAAAUAAAUUAGGUUGCGUUCUGCAACUUAGGAUUGAAGUUACUCAUUCGUUUACCUUACGCUCCCAUAGCACGCUCGUUGUUUGACCUUCAAGGGCGUAACUACCUGCAUUUUGUACUGUAUCUAAAUCCGACCUUAGGCGCGGUAGUCAAAAUGAACAUCUUAGUGCCAUAAUCCGAUACUGUAAGCAUUUUAUGCUGCAUUUAUUCCCGAAUUAUUUUCAUCUUAAAUCCUGCACUGUAUAUUCGCACUAUGAUAAAUUUUAUGUUAUUGUUUAGUCGUCAAGGUAAAGUGCGACUUCAAAAAUGGUAUAGCUCUUAUACGGAGAAAGAAAAGAAAAAGUAUUUACGCGAAAUUAUUUCUCUAGUCUUUGCGAGGAAACCAAAAAUGUGCUCGUUUCUAGAAUGGCAAGACCUUAAGAUUGUGUACAGAAGAUAUGCUAGUCUCUAUUUUGUGUGCGCUAUUGAUCAGACAGAUAAUGAAUUGAUUACAUUGGAGAUUAUUCAUCGUUACGUGGAGAUUCUGGAUAAAUAUUUUGGAAAUGUCUGUGAAUUGGACAUAAUCUUCCACUUUGAAAAAGCUUACUUUGUUUUGGAUGAAUAUUUACUAGCUGGUGAAGUACAAGAGACAGGGGCGAAAGAAAUUCUUUCUGUGAUAGAUGCACAAGAUAUAAUUCAAGAGGAUGAAGUCCCACAAAAACUUUUCGAAGACCAAAGUCUCAAUUGACAGUAGUACUUUAUUUGGGUCGCCAGAUUAUUUAAGUCUUACGUUUACCUCCCUCCAUGGCAUUGUCAGAUGUUCUUGAAAAUAAACUUUACUUUUCUACUGCCUUGA
Molecule: messenger RNA, 837 nt
Organism: Schistosoma intercalatum
Lineage: Eukaryota; Metazoa; Platyhelminthes; Trematoda; Strigeidida; Schistosomatidae
Source: the annotation of a GenBank genome assembly